Molecule: messenger RNA, 2691 nt
Organism: Sus scrofa (pig)
Lineage: Eukaryota; Metazoa; Chordata; Mammalia; Artiodactyla; Suidae
Gene: FSCN1
Product: fascin actin-bundling protein 1
Biological process (GO): actin filament bundle assembly; cell migration; establishment or maintenance of cell polarity
Cellular component (GO): microvillus; actin cytoskeleton; lamellipodium
Molecular function (GO): protein-macromolecule adaptor activity; actin filament binding
Source: RefSeq, marked provisional
UUUGUAGAGCGCUGCUGAGGGUGCGCGCACGGCCGCGGCAGUAGAACAAAGGAGCAGGGCGCCGCCGCAGGGACCCGCCACCGACCUCCCGGGCCGCGCCGGGGCCUCCAGCCCGCCGCCACCAUGACCGCCAACGGCACGGCCGAGGCCCUCCAGAUCCAGUUCGGCCUCAUCAAUUGCAGCAACAAGUACCUGACGGCCGAGACGUUCGGGUUCAAGGUGAACGCUUCGGCCAGCAGCCUGAAGAAGAAGCAGAUCUGGACGCUGGAGCAGCCGCCCGACGAGGCGGGCGGUGCAGCCAUGUGCCUGCGCAGCCACCUGGGCCGUUACCUGGCGGCGGACAAGGAUGGCAACGUGACCUGCGAACAUGAGGUGCCCGACGCCGACUGCCGCUUUCUCAUCGUGGCGCACGACGACGGCCGCUGGUCACUGCAGUCCGAGGCGCACCGGCGCUACUUUGGCGGCACCGAGGACCGCCUGUCGUGCUUCGCUCAGACCGUGUCACCGGCCGAGAAGUGGAGCGUGCACAUCGCCAUGCACCCGCAGGUCAACAUCUACAGCCUGGCCCGCAAGCGCUACGCGCACCUGAGCGCCCGGCCCGCCGACGAGAUCUCAGUGGACCGCGACGUGCCCUGGGGCGUCGACUCGCUCAUCACGCUGGCCUUCCAGGACCAGCGCUACAGCCUGCAGACGGCCGACCACCGCUUCCUGCGCCACGACGGGCGCCUAGUGGAGCAACCUGAGCCCGCCACAGGCUACACUCUCGAGUUCCGCUCCGGCAAGGUGGCCUUCCGCGACUGCGAGGGCCGCUACCUGGCGCCGUCGGGGCCCAGCGGCACGCUCAAGGCGGGCAAGGCCACCAAGGUGGGCAAGGACGAGCUCUUCGCCCUGGAGCAGAGCUGCGCCCAAGUCGUGCUGCAGGCUGCCAACGAGAGGAACGUGUCCACGCGCCAGGGUAUGGACCUGUCAGCCAAUCAGGACGAAGAGACCGACCAGGAGACUUUCCAGCUGGAGAUCGACGGCGACACCAAAAAGUGUGCCUUCCGCACCCACUCGGGCAAGUACUGGACGCUGACGGCCAGCGGGGGCGUGCAGUCCACUGCCUCCAGCAAGGAUGCCAGCUGCUACUUUGACAUCGAGUGGCGUGAUCGGAGGAUCAUACUGCGUGCCUCCAACGGCAAGUUUGUGACGGCCAAGAAGAAUGGCCAGCUGGCUGCCUCGGUGGAGACAGCAGGGGACUCGGAGCUCUUCCUCAUGAAGCUCAUCAACCGCCCCAUCAUCGUGUUCCGCGGCGAACACGGCUUCAUCGGCUGCCGCAAGGUCACAGGCACCCUGGACGCGAAUCGCUCCAACUACGACGUCUUCCAGCUGGAGUUCAGGGACGGUGCCUACAACAUCAAAGACUCCACGGGCAAGUACUGGAUGGUGGGCACCGACUCCUCCGUCACCAGCAGCAGCGACACCCCCGUGGACUUCUUCUUCGAGUUCCUUGACUACAACAAAGUGGCCAUCAAGGUGGGCGGCCACUACCUGAAGGGGGACCACGCGGGGGUCCUGAAGGCCUGUGCCGAUGCCAUCGACCCUGCCACGCUGUGGGAGUACUAGGCCCGCUGCCCGUGUCCCCCUCCCCACCCUGCCCAGCCCCCUCCCGCUCACUCUUCUCUCCAGGGGGGCUCCGCCGCAGGUGGCAAGCCCCUCGCCUUUCCAACUGGAAACCCAGAGAAAACGGUGCCCUCACCUGUUCCCCGUGCGGCCUCCCCUGAGCAGGUCAGUGGCUGUGGCCUGGUCCUCGGAGGGAUUUCCGAUCCCUCUGCCCUUUCUUCUCUGCCCUGGGCGUGGCUGGAACCUCUUUCUUCUGACCUCAGACGACUCUGAGCCUUAUCUCCCUGAAGAGGCCAAGGAGAAUCACGGGGCUGGGAGCCUUCCCAAGCCCCUGAGCGCGCGGCGGGGUGUGUAACUGGAAUCUCUGUCCCCUCCUGAGCCUCCCCUCCCCCGAGCCUGCCGGUGCCCCCCCAGAGCCCCGUCCCUGCAUCAGGAGGAAAGCCGGGCAGGGGAGAGCUGGAACAGAUGUGUCCCCUCCUGCCCCCGGGUGAGGGGCCCGCCCGCUGCGCACCCCACUGGGCUCCUGGGGCCCUGCUCCUGUCUCCUUUCUUUCACCCUGGCCUGACUGGAAACAGAAAAUGACCGAAUCAGUAUUUUUUUCGAAAUGAAAUGUUGUUGCUGGAGGGGCCCCAGGCAAGCCUAGCUGUACCCAUGAGUGGUCUUCAGGGGGUCUUGGGGGGUCCUGAGAAGGCAUGCCUGGGCCCAACGGCCUCUGCCCACUAGGGUUGGGGCAGGCCGGGUGCCUCCCUGAGUCCAGAACCUGCCCCCACAUUCCCCUGGGCCCCGGCCCCAGGCCUGUGUUCCCCUGGUGAUGCUGGGCCUGUCACCGCCUCAGCCGGAGCCCCGGUGUGAUUGGUGCUCCUCUUCUGACUGGACUCCUUAGUCUCGGAGGGAUGAAGCUGGGCAUCCGCCUCAGCCGGGAGCCCCGUGGAAGCUCCCAGCCCCACCCCUGCCAGCUCCCCUCACUUCUGGUUAGUGUCCACCACGCAUCUCACUCUGGGUGUCUUGGUCUUUUAUUUUUUGUAAGUGUCAUUUGUAUAAUCUCAAACGCCCAUGAUAGUAGCUUCAGACUGGAACGAGCAAAAUAAA